AUGACUCAACUUCAAACGCUUUCUGGUUUUCUAGUUGGGUGUGAUGACGGAUGUAAGAUUGAGGAGCUUGGACAUUUAAAAGACCUUAAAGGUAAAUUUAGUCUUUUACAUCUCGAGCAAAUCAAAAGUAAAACGGAGGCCAUGGCUGCAAAUUUAGUAGAUAAGGAAAAAAUUUCCGAUCUAUAUUUUGAAUGGAGUUUUGAAAGAGAAGACUGUGGUGAGAAUGAUUUGAAUGUGUUGGAAGGGCUUCAACCACACAAAAGCCUUCAAGCAUUGAGGAUUCAUAAUUUUGGAGGUGAACUUCUACCCAAUGGUAUUUUUGUUGAAAACUUGGUUGAGCUAACUCUAUACGGCUGCAAAAGAUGUGAAACUUUACCAAUGAUUGGACAGUUGCCUAAACUUGAGGUUCUUGAAAUUCGUGAGCUAAAUGGUAUAAAAAGUAUUGGAGACGAAUUUUAUGAGAAUUAUCGCGAAAGGAGAACUUUAUUUCCUAAAUUGAAGACAUUUGAAAUUUUGCACAUGGAGAGUUUAGAGGAGUGGGAAGAAGUUGCUACUAUUUCGAGUUGUAUAACUUUUCCUCAUCUCGAAAGUUUGGCGAUUCGUUUUUGUCUAAAACUAACGAAUAUUCCAGACAUUUUUGCAACUUAUGGUCAAAGGUUGGAAGUUGACACUAUUAAUGCCAAGUUCUUUUCAAGCUUUCAAAGUCCUCCAAAGCUCCGAUCUCUACACAUUCAUAAUUGUACAAGUUUGAUAAAGCUACCAAAUUGGUUAGAAUUCUAUAGCUCACUCGAAGAUUUGUGGAUAGGCGACUUUUUUUAUGAUAUUUAUCCUCCAAAUUUGCAAAAUAUGCAAAACUUGUCUUCAUUAGGAAUAAAAAACUUCCCUAAUUUACCAGAGGGGCUUGGUGGUAUUCAUAACUUGAAAACAUUGGUAAUUAAAGGGCCAAUGUUGGGUUAUGAUUGGAGUCGAUUCAUACCCUUCAAUUUGCUUGAAGUUCUUGAGUUGCAUGAAACAGGAACUAAUAGUUUAACACAACUUCCUCAACAACUUGAGCUUCUCACUGCUUUAAGAUCGUUGCAUAUUGAGAAUUUUAAUGACAUUGAAUCUUUGCCAGAAUGGUUAGGAAACAUUACAUCUUUGGAGACAUUAGAAUUAUGUCGGUGCAGAAAUUUGAAAAACUUGCCCUCGAGAAAAGCCAUGUCAAAUCUAACUAAAUUAAAUCGUUUAAGAGCGUAUGAAUGUUCCUGGCUUGAAGUUGGUGAAGGGACCCAUGUACUCUAA
Cucurbita pepo subsp. pepo (vegetable marrow) is the source of this 1281-nucleotide messenger RNA. The record is from RefSeq and is a predicted model, not a curated record. NCBI's taxonomy places the organism in Eukaryota, Viridiplantae, Streptophyta, Magnoliopsida, Cucurbitales, Cucurbitaceae.